AUACUAAAGGAAAAAGCGUCAUCUAUGAAUGAAACUGCCAAUGCACGGUUAACGAACUGAACUCAACAAUUGUUUUAAAUUAGCAUCAAUUUUAUUGACUUCGCAUUUGGCCGUCGCGAGAAAUGGGUUAUAAAAACAACAAAAAGAUAUAUGAUGUUUCCGAAGUGUUAGAAGUGUUUGGAAAAUAUCAGAUAAUACAAUAUAGUUUGAUAUGUGUAUCUACAGUGUUCAUAUGUAUGAUCGAUAUUAACUAUAUUUUCGUCGCUGGCAAUUUGAAGUAUCGAUGUCGUAUACCCGAAUGCGAAGAUGUUAACUCAACAGCAGAGUUCCCAACUUGGUGGCCCAUUACUACUCGAGAUGCCUGCACUAGACCGGUGUUAAAAGAAGGUAUCUUCGACGCGUGCUCAAACAACAGCUUCAUUGAUAAAGUAGAAGAAUGUACUGAAUGGAUUUACGAGAGUAAUGACACUGUUGUGGCUGAGUUAAACCUGGCGUGUCAGCCGUGGAAGAUCAACCUGAUCGGCACAAUCCACAGCAUCGGCAUGCUGAUAUCUAUGGCCGUGUGCGGGUGGAUGUGUGACAGGUUUGGCCGAAAACCUACCCUGGUAGUAGGCCUUGUGGGCAGCUGCAUGGGCCAGUUUAAGACAUUGGCCACCACAUGGCCAGUUUAUGUGACAGUCGAAUUUCUAGAAGCUUCGAUGUCAGGCGGCACCUACACAACUGCGAUGGUUCUCAUGCUAGAGAUAUGCGGGCAAAGCAAGCGAAUUCUCUCAGGAGUACUAUUUUCGUAUUUCAUAUACUCCGGGGAACUCUUGUUCGCUUCUAUCGCGAUGUUCGUCCCCUAUUGGAAAAAUAUUGUUCGCAUCAUUUACACGCCUUGCAUCUUCUUCUUUUGCUACAUAUUCCUAAUCCACGAGAGCCCUAGAUGGCAAAUUGUCAAAGGGAAAACAGAAGAAGCAAAAAAGAACAUGUUACUAAUAGCUAAAACAAACAAAGUUAAUCUUAACACCGAAGAAUUUAAAAAUAUUGACGGCGCUAGUUUGAAAGACAAGUUUAAUAUUAAAGAGCAUGAAGUAAAAGAGAGUAUAGUGAACGUAAUUACUUCUAAAGAGAUCUGGAAGCGAUUAUUGGUGGCAGCGGUUUGUAGGUAUACCGCCAGUUUUGUGUACUACGGGCUGAUGGUUAACUCUGUGUUCCUGCCUGGUGAUAAGUACGUGAACUUCCUGCUGUCGACUGUGAUGUCGUUCCCCGGGGAACUUAUCUGCUUGUACUUGAUGAAUAAGAUUGGAAGGAAGCUACCUUUAAUGGUUGGAUUUAUCAUGAGCGGUGUUUUCUGCAUCGCCUCGGGAUACGUGUCUGAUUCGUACACGUGGGGUAAGAUCAUUCUGUUCCUGUUCGGUAAGAUGAUAAUAUCCGCAUGCUUCACUGGUGCCAUUACUUACACCAUGGAGUUGUUCCCGACGAGCGCGCGCGGCUCCCUGCUGGCGAUGAGCUCCUUCACAUCAAGAGUGGGGGGCAUGCUCGCGCCUUUGACGCCUAUGCUGAACUCUUACUCCGAAGCCGUUCCUUCUAUAUGCUUCGGGGCAUCAGCUCUGCUAUCAGGCGUUCUGCUGACCCUUACUCCUGAGACGAAAGACCUUCCUCUAAUGGACACCGUACAACAAGUCGAAGACAGCGUGAAAAAGAAGAAGGAAUUGAUAUAAAGAUAAUAUCGGCUAUAUGAAUAAUUAAACACAUUAUAAACACUG
Molecule: messenger RNA, 1748 nt
Organism: Manduca sexta (tobacco hornworm)
Lineage: Eukaryota; Metazoa; Arthropoda; Insecta; Lepidoptera; Sphingidae
Product: organic cation transporter protein
Exons: 7
Coding region: 123-1703 (526 amino acids)
Biological process (GO): transmembrane transport
Cellular component (GO): membrane
Molecular function (GO): transmembrane transporter activity
Source: RefSeq, a predicted model, not a curated record